GCGAAAAAGAGGGUUAGGUCACAUUCGACGAUCAGGGCCAUAUUUAAAAAUGUUGUGAGGCAAUUUGCACUGCUUUUACCAUUUUCUUGAAGAAAAGUGAUCAUUGACUAUAAUAGUGUGAAAAAUCGUGCAAAAUGUCGGCUUCUAAACUCAAACAACCGGUACCCAGAGUACCCGAAACAAUCAAUUUUCCAGCUGAAGAGGAGACGAUUCUGAACUACUGGAAGGCCAUCAAAGCGUUUGAAUCCUGCUUGAAACAGUCCAAAGGCAGACCCAAAUAUACUUUCUAUGAUGGGCCUCCUUUCGCGACGGGGCUUCCUCACUAUGGCCAUAUCUUGGCAGGAACCAUUAAAGACGUGGUAACCAGAUACGCCCAUCAACAGGGUUAUCAUGUUGAAAGACGUUUUGGGUGGGACACUCACGGGUUGCCUGUUGAAUUCGAAAUUGAUAAAGCCUUAAACAUCAAAGGCCCAGAAGAUGUGAUGAAAAUAGGCAUUCGAAAGUAUAAUGAGGAAUGCAGGAAAAUUGUCACUCGCUAUUGCUCAGAGUGGGAAUAUACCAUUACCAGACUAGGGAGAUGGAUAGAUUUCAAAAAUGAUUACAAAACUCUUUAUCCCUGGUUUAUGGAAUCCGUCUGGUGGAUUUUCUCGCAAUUGUUCCAAAAGGGCCUGGUAUACAAAGGCAACAAAGUGAUGCCAUACUCAACUGCCUGCAGCACUCCAUUAUCCAACUUUGAAUCUGGUCAAAACUACAAAGACGUUGUUGACCCAGCUGUGACCGUCAGCUUACCAAUAAUCAACGAUACUGAGAAUACAUGUCUACUAGUAUGGACCACCACCCCUUGGACCUUACCAAGCAAUAUGGCUGCAUGCGUUCAUCCAACUCUUAAAUACGCCAGAGUCAAGCACCUCUCCACUGGCAACUUCUACAUUCUUAUGGAAUGCAGAGUUGAGACAGUAUUCCAUCCAGGAGACUACGAGAUCUUAGACAGAUUCCGGGGAAAAUCGCUUGAAGGUUUGAGGUACCAACCAGUGUUUCCCUAUUUUGAAGAGUUUGGUGACAAAGGUGCUUUUCGAGUGCUGGUAGAUGAAUACGUGACUUCCGACUCCGGUACAGGCAUUGUCCACAAUGCCCCGUACUUUGGAGAAGACGAUUACAGGGUAUGCCUGGCUGGGCAAAUUAUUACCAAAGAUAUGGAUCCCGUCUGCCCUUUGGAUAGUGUUGGCAGAUUCGUAAAUCCUGUGACUGAUUUUGCUGGCCAGUACGUGAAAGAUGCUGAUAAAGCCAUUAUUGCCCAUCUCAAAGCGAAUGGGCGUCUCAUCCAUCAGUCCCAGAUCAAGCACAGUUAUCCAUUUUGCUGGCGCUCUGAUACUCCGCUGAUUUACCGAGCAGUUCCGUCUUGGUUCGUACGAGUUGAACAAAUGCAACAAGAGUUGCUGAAGGCUACUUCUAAGACUUACUGGGUGCCCGAAUUCAUCAAAGAAAAACGUUUUGGAAAUUGGCUGAAAGAUGCGCGUGACUGGGCCAUCAGCAGAAACCGAUACUGGGGUACCCCAAUUCCCUUAUGGAUAUCCCCAUCCGGAGACGAAAUUCGGUGCAUCGGCAGCAUUGCUGAACUAGAAAAACUAACUGGGAGAAAAGUCACAGAUUUACAUCGCGAGUCUAUAGACCAUCUUGAGAUUCCUAGUUUCAUCCCUGGCAGGCCACCUUUGAAGCGUAUUCCUGAAGUAUUCGAUUGCUGGUUUGAAUCUGGUUCUAUGCCAUACGCUCAACAGCACUAUCCAUUUGCAAAUCUCAAAGAGUUUGAGGACAACUUCCCCGCCGACUUCAUUGCAGAAGGAAUUGACCAAACGCGCGGCUGGUUCUACACUUUGACUGUUUUGUCGACUGCUUUGUAUGGUAAGGCACCAUAUAAGAAUCUAGUUGUCAAUGGUUUAGUACUGGCUGGAGAUGGACAGAAGAUGUCCAAGAGAAAGAAGAAUUAUCCAGACCCUCUAGAAGUAGUGGGCAAGUAUGGCGCUGACGCAUUGCGCUUGUAUCUGAUCAGCAGCCCUGUUGUUCGAGCAGAAAAUCUGAGAUUUAAAGAAGAAGGAGUCAGAGACAUAAUCAAAGAUGUGUUCUUGCCUUGGUACAAUGCUUUCAGAUUUUUGUUCCAAAAUAUUGAGGUUUUCGUCGAAGGGAAUCAAAAGCAAUUUAAUUAUGACCCUAACAAUCUGACAAGCGAUAAUAUUAUGGAUAAGUGGAUAUUGUCUUCCACUCAGUCACUUUUGGAAUUCGUGCAAAAAGAAAUGAAACUGUAUCAUCUUUAUACGGUUGUGCCAUCAUUGACCAAAUUCAUUGAUUAUUUGACCAAUUGGUAUGUAAGAAUGAACAGAAAACGACUAAAAGGAGAAGGUGGAGAAGCUGACGCCUUUGUGGCUUUAACAACUUUAUACAACGUGCUUGACAAUAUUGUGAGAAUGAUGGCACCAUUUGCGCCGUUCAUUGCAGAACAUAUGUAUCAGUAUAUGAAGGUACUGAAUGCCUCAUCCUCGGACAGCGUUCAUUUUCUAAUGUUUCCCACUGCCAAUUCAGCCUUGAUUCAUUUGGACAUUGAAAGAGCAGUUGCUCGAAUGCAAAGUGUCAUUGAACUUGGACGAGUUGUGAGAGACCGAAAAACUAUACCCAUCAAAUAUCCGCUGCCUGAAGUUAUUGUUGUUCAUCAAGACCCUCAACAUAUCGAGGACAUUCUAGCGUUACAAGAAUAUAUUCUUUCCGAGUUGAAUGUUCGGAAAAUCAGUACUACUACUGAUAAAAGCAAGUUUGGUAUCACGUUGAGAGCUGAGCCAGACCACAAAGUAUUGGGACUUAGAUUAAAACAAGAAUUUAAGGCUGUGACUCAGGGAAUUAAAGCUCUUUCGAAUUAUGAGAUAAAUGAUAUGAUCUCCAAAGGUUACCGAACCAUUUGCGGACAAAUCAUUGAAAUUUCCGAAGUUCGACUGAUUUUUAAAUCUGAGUCUCUGAAUAUUAAUAAGUACGAAGUGAAUAGUGACAACGACUUUCUGAUUUUGAUGGAUAUAAGUCCGGAUUCUUCAAUGCAAAAUGAGGGAAUAGCAAGAGAGAUAAUUAAUCGCAUUCAAAAGUUGAGAAAGAAGGCUCAUUUGGUACCAACAGAUGAAAUAUCAGUAUUUUACAGAACUGAAGGAGAUAUAAAUCGAGUGGCCACUGAGUAUAAGGAGUUUAUUGAGGGUACUAUCAAAGCUCAGCUAAAAUCUGACAAUGAGCGAAAAGCUACCGAUCAAUUAAUCAUAGAAGAAACUCAAAAACUGAAGGACUGCAGCUUUUAUAUUGCAUUGACAAAAUCAGCUAGCCUCACUAAUGAACCUGGCAGUAUCUGGGUAAACGUACAACUAGUUGGAAUAUCUUCAAGAUAUUGCCACGGUGCUUCAAAGGCUGUGAUUCUCUCAAAAAUCGGCACAAACUCCAUUAGUGUGGAGCAGAUCAAGCACGAAAUUUCCAAACUCUUUGGAAUAGAUAAUUUCGAAUGUGCUAUAUCAGAAAACGAACUGCUGACAUCAGAGCAAGCUCUGAUAAAAGUAGGUGGAAGUACCAUUUUCGUAAUUCCAAAAGACAAAACCGUCGCAUUACCCAAACCAUCAUCAGAACCGUUCUGCUCAUUUUUCAAUGUUAAUGUUACACCGCAGAACGAUCCUGGGAUGGUUUUAGUGGAAAAUCCUGCUGGAAAUCCAGUUGGGUCCGACAUCCAAGAGGAAAUGGAAGUUCUAUGGACCGAAAUUCCUUAAUAUGUUUUUUAACAGUUAACAGAUUUUUAUUUUCACGUUUUUAUUCGAUUAUUUUUCUAUUAUAUAAGUUUGUUUCGCUAGAUUUAAGUAUUAAAGCAUUUUGAAUAUGA
Molecule: messenger RNA, 3892 nt
Organism: Dendroctonus ponderosae (mountain pine beetle)
Lineage: Eukaryota; Metazoa; Arthropoda; Insecta; Coleoptera; Curculionidae
Gene: IleRS
Product: isoleucine--tRNA ligase, cytoplasmic
Exons: 6
Coding region: 135-3782 (1215 amino acids)
Biological process (GO): isoleucyl-tRNA aminoacylation
Molecular function (GO): tRNA binding; isoleucine-tRNA ligase activity; ATP binding
Source: RefSeq, a predicted model, not a curated record